Messenger RNA from Dermacentor albipictus, 5855 nucleotides. It is a transcript of the gene Sec6, whose product is annotated as Exocyst complex component Sec6. Gene Ontology annotation, cellular component: exocyst. Lineage: Eukaryota; Metazoa; Arthropoda; Arachnida; Ixodida; Ixodidae. Gene Ontology annotation, molecular function: SNARE binding. The record is from RefSeq and is a predicted model, not a curated record. Gene Ontology annotation, biological process: exocytosis; exocyst localization.
AUUUAGGCGUAUGUGAACUAAAAAUGUUUGUGGAGCGAGUAUUUCAUUAUCACCAUCAUUUUACAUAUAGUUUAUAAAAACGUAUUGUACGGGAGGUAAAAACGCCAGUCUCUGUGCGAAAAAUAAGCUGCGGCGGCGCUUGUGUCGCUUGUUUCGUAAGGUAGCUGAAGUCAUUGUAAAGCUUUCUGAAGGAAUGGUGAUUCUGCUGGUAUCAUACUUUCUAAAAAGAAACUGGUAGGGAACUACAACUAUAUGGGAUCUACCAUUAUCAGCCGAAUCCAGCAGUACGGUUACAGUAUUACGAUUCUGCUGCGUGAGCUCAAAAUGCGACACGAGCGCCUCUUAAGUCAGAUAUAUUUUUUAUUCAUUUACUAGAGCGCGUUGGAUCUACUAAGAUAAUGAUAGGACGCACCGGCAUAUACACUUUGCUGGGGGCGUUGGGCUUGUGCUUGCCGUCGCUUCCUGCUCUUCUAUUUAUUAACCACGUCGUAACUUUUAAGCUGCGUUAUGUCUAUCAGGUGACACGAGCGGGAAGUUACGGAUUUAGAAAGGCAGCCCGCACAAAUGGCGGUUGCCGAGAGGACAGCGCGCUGACACCGUUCAACCAUAGGUUCAACCCCGGAAGAGGGGACGUUGCGAGCAGACGCUCGUUCCAUUUCCAAACCAGGGCUACGAUACCUAAUUGAGUAACGUGGAACUAGGACAGCCAUGGACGUGAACGCUUUGGAGGCCGAGGCCAAGGCGACGGCGAUCAAGCACAUCGUCACGAUGCUGCAAGUGCCCGAGCAGCUGGAAAAAGUACAGCAGUACAAGAAGCGCGUCAGCCGCAAGAAGGCGUCUGUUGAAGCCAUGCUCAAAACGGCGCUUCAGUCCCAGCUCGACGGUUUCCGGACCGCCCUGAAUCUGCAGAAGUCCAUCCCCGACGACCUGCUCGAAGUUCAGCGCAACCUCAACGAGGAUGUCCAGGAGAUCUUCAAGUCGUUGCCAGGGCUCACCGAGCGACUGCAGGAGGUGAAAGAAGAGAGCAUCCGCCACUCUCAGUAUGGAGCGGCCAUCGAGAACCUAAAGCACAUCUUCAAUGUCCCGGGCAGCGUGCAGAAGACGCAGGAGUUGAUUGCCAACGACAAGCUGCUGCAUGCGCACCAGGCCCUGUCCGAGCUGGAGAACUCGCGUGACGACUUGCUCUACGAGCUGCACAAACUGCCCAGCCAGAGCGUGACAGACCGCAACAUGCUCAAGCAGUACUUUGUGGAUGUGGAGAAGCUCUCAGAUGACUUGGGCAAGCAGAUCUGGCUGGUGCUGAAAAGGACGCUCAACUCGGUGCGCAAGGAACCGCAGGUGGUGGUGACCGCACUGCGCAUUAUCGAACGCGAGGAGCGGCGUGACCAAGCAGCGCUGGAGCGUCAGAAGUCCUCGGGCGGUUUCCUGCCACCGAGCAGGCCCAAGCAGUGGAGGAAGCGCUGCUUCGAGGUGCUGGAAAGUGCAGUCGAGGACCGCAUCGAAGGUAACCAGUUUGAAGACCGGCACGAGAACAAGAUGUGGCUGGUGCGACACCUGGAGGUAACAAGGCAGAUUGUCCUGGAUGACCUGAGGACCGUCAAGACUGUCUGCGCUCCCUGUUUCCCACCAGAAUAUGACAUCUUCAACAGGUAUGUACGCAUGUACCACAGCUGCCUGUCGCGGCACCUGCAGAGCAUCAUCGCCAAUGAACUGGAAGGCAAUGAGUACAUCACGGUGCUGGGCUGGCUGACGGUGUACACCAGCGAGGAGCUGAUGGGCCACCCCGACCUGGCGCUGGAUAAGGAGACGCAGGCCCUGGAGCCCCUGUUGGGCCGGCAGGACGUGCAGCAGCUGAUUGACAAGUACCUGGGCACCCUGGUGGCCAACUACCAGGACUGGCUGCGCAACGCGCUCCAGUCUGACGUCAAGGACUGGCACCGCGAGUGCGAGCCGGACAUGGACAGCCGGGGCUGCUACCACACCUCGGCGCCCAUGAUCGUCUUCCAGAUGGUCGACCAGCACCUGCAGGUCGCCAAAACGGUGGGGCCCGACCUGGUGCGCAAAGUGCUGACCAUCAGCCUAGAGCAGACGACCAAGUUUGUGGCCUCCUACAUGGAGGCAGUGACCGAGUUCCGGGACCGUCACUUCGAGAACCGCAAUUUGCGCAAGUUCUUCACCCAGUACGUCAUAGGCGUGGCCAACAACUGUCUCCAGUUCCGGCAACUCUUUGAGAAGUCCUACAGCGACUGCUGCAGUGGCCAGGGCGCCCUGGCCAAGGGAGACAAUGAGGUGUCUCAGGUCUACCACCGGCUGCAGCAGAGCUUGGAUCGGCUACAGGAGCGCGCCCUGGACUCGCUGCGCGAUGAGCUCUUUCUGGACCUCAACAAGGAGCUGACGGACGUGAUGACCCGCAAGUGGCUACUCACGGGUUCCAACAUCAUCGACACAGUCGCGGCCACACUCGACGACUACUUUCGCGACUACACCCGCCUGCUGCCCAGCAACCACGAGAUGCUGGUCGCGAAGGUGCAGUGGGCAUUGGCUCGGUCGUACAUGCAGGCCAUCCUGCAGCGCAAGAUCACCUUCAAGGGUUACGAGGAGCGUAAGGAUGCAGCCGAGAAGAUCAACCGAGAGAGUGACAAACUUGCAGAGUUCUUCAGGAAGGUUGCACCACCGUCAGCAGCGAGUUCGCGCAGGGGUGGCAGCAUGGGUUCGCACGGUUCCUCGCCGCUGGACGCCCUUCCGCUGCUCGCGGAGGUGCUCAAGAUGAAGGACACGAGCCUGCUCAGCCUGGAAGUGUCAGGACUCAUCAAGCGCUACCCGGACAUCUCGGGCGAGCACCUGCAGUCCCUGCUGCUGCUGCGCGGUGACAUGUCGCGCAAUGAGGCGCGCACCCUCGUGGCAGAGAUGCGCUCGGACGACCAGCCCCUGGCGGUCGGCGCACCCAAGAGCGUGUUCUCCGACAUUGUGCUCACGUAGCCCUUGCACGGGACACACGAGUGGAUUCGUUUUGGUGCGUCCGCGGGUGCGUGUGCUAGUGGAGACCACCUGCGGAGCAACACCUCUCGGCGACGGGACUAGAUCCUCGCCCCAAGGCAAACGGGAGGCCGACAAGAAACUGCUUACGGAAGCAGUUCAGCGGAGUAGCAGGACAGGGGUGUACACAGGUGCCCACGUGGGGGGCACCGGAGGGGGCAAAUGCCAACCUCCUGGGCUGUGUCCCUUGUUGAAUCCCCUCCCCCAUUCCCCUCAUCCCUGCCUCUGUAUGUCGCCUUGUUUCAUUCUAGCUACGUGCCGAUUAGUUGGAUAGUUGUCAAGUAUCUCGGAUGAAGUCACUCAGUAACGUUCCAACCGAAAUGAUGGUUCAGUAUUGACCUUAUAGAUUAAUCGCUGGGCUCAUUAUUUAGCACCCCGAGUCUUCACCAUGAUGUACAGUUGGAUGUACAGAUGGCCAUAAUUGUUUGAGAGACACGGGAUUUGCGAGAAAGCUGAAUUGUCACAAAGCCCAGGCACAUAUCCUCAGAUCAAUUAGUUUUUGUGCGCAGUAGCCUUUGCGACCUACGUAGUUAUUUAUUAAACUAGAACUGCUAUGCCUUAACAGGAACAGCAGUUCAUAUCUCUCACGCAGCCUAUGUCCUGCAAACAUCUGUGGCCUGCUGUAUGGGGCGCUGUUUUGAAUUACCCGACAUAAUUAUUCCCGAGUGAUUCAUGCGAUGAGAAAAAUAUUCAGCCCCUCCCAUAGGCUCUGGGGUGCCUUGUCACUUUUGCACCCUCACACCUUGUGUGCCUGUCUACGAGUAGUAAUGCUAGUAAUGAUAAUAAAUGGAUGUAAUGGAGCGCAAUGUAGUUAAAUGAAGUUAUGCUGUCACAAAAGUUUGUGGGCAGUCUACAUGAAAGUGCAUCCUAUUGCAACAUUGGUUACCAUGAUGCACUAAUAAAGUUCUUGAAAAGCAGUAAUGUCAGACCUCAAUUUAACAAAGUUGAUAUGACUUGUUAAACCCUUUCGCUAAAGUGUAAACAUGUAACGCAUUCGCGCAAAUAACCGUACACUUAUUGGAGAGCAAGAAAAAAAUAAUUCUUUUGCCUGCAUACACAUUAGUCUUCAUGAGAUCAUUGAUCACGUCUUGUGUGCCUUAAUGUGAGUGGCAUGCAUUCGUAACAGGUCAGGGGCAUCCGUCACAUGUACUGCGCCCGACACCAAAAUCUGUUGCACCAAUGUUUUCCCGAAACUUUGUCUAAUUAGGCAAGGUUCGUAGUUCAUUGGUUUGAGCAUGUUAAUGCAUUAGGUUGUAUGAAUGUGUGUUGGGAAAUCAAAAGCACUUCGUAAAAUUGAUUUAUUAAAUUGGAGGUCUGACUGCACUAUCAGUGGAAGAAAUUGAGAAAGCACGGGUUCCGAAAAAAAAAGAAAAAAGCCGUGAUUUUUGCUAAAGCUGAAAAAAACUGCAACAAGAAGUUAUCGAAACCCAGAGUUCUCACUUAUUUAGUUGUUCCCAGUCAGCCAUGCAGUAUUUUUGUGCAGUCUGGCUUUCCAAACUGUGAAAAAAAAAAAUGUUACAUUGUUUGUUAUACAUGCUUGCAUAGGAUGUUACUCAAUAUUCCUAGCAUUCCCGGGAACCAUGGAAAUACAGCUUUCUCAUGAAUUUCAUCUUUUACAAACUUUUAUCGCCGAUUGUAUGUGGCAGAUAACUGGUAUAAGUCAUGCUUGCUAUACACAAGCAGGAGUGGUUUGCACAAAAAAGCUUAGUGUUAUAUUUUGGUGCAAAAUUCUGUGUUGGUAAACUAAUGCUUUAGGUGGAGGUGUCAGGAGGGCCAGCUAUGGAGCUGCGGAAACAAAGCCAUGUGUUCAAUCACUUGUUCACUGUUUCGGGCAUCUCAUUGCCUAAAGAUACAUUUCAAAGAACAAGGUUGUCGGUUUAUGUCCGUGUUAUCAGUGGCAAGCUGGAUUAUCUCUAGCGAACAGCCGCACUGCAUAUAGCUAGAUUAACUCAAUCGCAAUGAUUCAUUGAUUUCAUAGAUGUGCUCGGAAUAACCAACUGGUAGAACCAAACGGCUUAGUUUGUACAUUCAAACCUAUAUAUAGCAAAGUAAAUAUGUUCUAGUUGCCAUCAGCAUACUAUAAGAAACUGCGUAUGUGCUUUACAACAGAUAAUGUAAUAGAGCAACUUUCAUGUCCGGUGCAAUGAUGUUUGGUUUUCUUAAAAGCAGCCUUUACGGAUUAAUUCUAAGUGUGACCUAAAAGAAGGUAAUUUGAUUUAAGGCUGCACAAGCUUUCCAAAUAAAAAGUUUAGUAAACUGCAUCAGUUGACUAUGGAGCUAUACGUGAGUGACAAUCUAGCAUGCUUGUUUGCCACGUGCCAUACCUCAGACAUUGCUGGAUGCUUAGCUAUCGACGGAUUGCAGGGCGUGCCGAGGUCAAGCAUUCAGGCCACAGGCGAAGCAAGACGGAGCUUCUCGGAGUGUCGAGGGUGCUCCUUAGCUGUACUUUGUUGAAGACAAAGCAGCGUCGGCUGUUUCAAAUUGCCACACACAUCGCAACAUUAUUUCGCAGUGUCCAACAGCUUUUCUCUCACUGCAGUCUGUAUGUACAUGAAUGUAGCAUUAACAUUGGUGGCUUGCUUGUAGCCUCCUUGAAAUUUGUGCACGUGUUGUCGUUUAUUUUGUUGUAUGCGUGUACAAGACUAUGUAUCAUGCUUAAUAUAUUGUUCUUGCUCGCCAGAGCACUUCCUGUGCAAAUGCUUCUUGACAUGCUUCAUUAAAUGACACUCUUGAACAGUAGUUUCUCUCUGACAUUGCAGCACAUGUACUGUCACUAUGCUGUAAUUAAAAGUUGUCUAUUAAAAAAAUUUUCAUCUCAC